Molecule: messenger RNA, 1239 nt
Organism: Sardina pilchardus (European sardine)
Lineage: Eukaryota; Metazoa; Chordata; Actinopteri; Clupeiformes; Clupeidae
Product: ubiquitin thioesterase otulin-like
Exons: 8
Coding region: 1-1239 (412 amino acids)
Biological process (GO): protein linear deubiquitination
Cellular component (GO): cytoplasm
Molecular function (GO): cysteine-type deubiquitinase activity
Source: RefSeq, a predicted model, not a curated record
AUGGAGGGACAGCAUCCCGACAGUGGCCUUCAUCUCAAAUCUGUUCCCACUGAUGCUUCUGCAAGAGGCUCUGCUGCAGCCUCUACCGCCCGAGACAUGGUGUUUGGCCCGAGCACCAAGUCUAAGAGUGUACCCCUUCCCAAGUUGCUCGCUGAGCUUGCGGCACUUCAGAGGGUUGUUGUGAGCUCCAAUAGUUCCGCUCACAGAGGGCUGGCUGGGAAUCUCCAGGAUGAGAGACCUGGAAGUGCUGGCAGGUGGAGCCCGGUGUCAGAUGGGAGUGAGGCCUGGCUUACUUGUGACGAAGACCUCUACUACAGCGAGGACGAGAUUGAGGAGGAGCUGGCGAGGCAAAGCCCCAUGGAGAUGCCUGUUCCAGAACAGGACCGAUGCAGCUUUGGGCCACCCGUUGCCAUUUUAACUCACUGCGAGAAGGAAUGGAAAGGGCAGACCACCGAAAGCACGGUCAUUAGAAAAGGCUACGCUGUGCUCUCCCAGGACUUUGGAUUCUUCCGCCGGGGAAGGGAAGACCACUACUGUGCCCUGAGAGCCUCCCUGUACCAGACGCUGGUGAGCUCUGCCCAGCUUCCCGACUGGCUGCAGCGGGAGAGUUUCUUAUUGAUCCCCGAAAAGCUUCAGUCUCGCUACGGUCUGAUUGAAGGCUGGUCGUUUCCCGACGUGUGCAAGCAGACGAGCGGGAUCAAAGACGACGUGGAUCUUUUGAGACACUACCUGAGCCUUCUCCAGAAAUGGUGGCGUGCAGCAGCAGCCUCUCCUGGGCUCGAGGGACGCAGACGUGUGUGCGAUCAGCUCUUCCAGGGCGGAGAGGACGAGUUUGGUGUCAUGGAGGCGCUCAAGCUCCUGAUGCUAACAUGCGCCGUGGAAUUGCACGACAUCAUGCAGAGAGGCAGAGACGUGCCAAUAUUCUGCUGGCUGCUAUUCUCCCGCUACACCUCCUCGUGCCCGCGCACGUUCCUGGCCAACCACCUGAGCCGGGUUGGCUUCAGUGGAGGCAUGGAGCAGGUGGAGAUGUGUCUCCUGGGUUACACACUGCACCGCACCAUCAAGGUGUACCGCCUCUACAUGGCCAACAUGAAGGACUUCAUUGUCACUCAUUACCCGGACAAUCACAUUCAGGACUGGCCCUCUGUCUGCCUGGUAACCGAGGAUGGCCGCCAUUACGACGUGGCUGUUGGCGAUCCCGUCUGUCUUCGGGAGGACUUUUCUGGUGGACCUCACUGA